Molecule: messenger RNA, 2007 nt
Organism: Hemibagrus wyckioides
Lineage: Eukaryota; Metazoa; Chordata; Actinopteri; Siluriformes; Bagridae
Gene: anxa13l
Product: annexin A13, like
Exons: 11
Coding region: 129-1082 (317 amino acids)
Cellular component (GO): cytoplasm
Molecular function (GO): calcium-dependent phospholipid binding; calcium ion binding
Source: RefSeq, a predicted model, not a curated record
GGGCGUAGGUAAACAGAUGACGUCAGAGGCGUGACUGUGCAGGACGGAGGGAGAGCGCGCGCGCGCCGGCCCGAUCGCAGUGAGAGCGAGAGCGCGUGCACUGGAGACUCGAGAUCAACGCGAUAAAGAUGGGCAACGUUCAACCCACAGUCGUCCCCUACGAGGACUUUGACGUGGUGGCGGAUAUUAAGGACAUCCGUAAAGCCUGCAAAGGAAUGGGUACUGACGAGGAGGCCAUCAUCUCCAUCCUAGCUAACCGCUCCUCGGCCCAGCGCAUGGAAAUUAAACAAGCAUACUUUGAGAAAUAUGAUGAUCAGGAGCUGGAGGAGGUGCUGAAGAGCGAGUUGACGGGAAGUUUUGAGAAGGCCAUCAUGGCCAUGCUGGAUCCUCCUCACAUCUACGCCGCUAAAGAACUGAGGCGCGCCAUGAAGGGAGCCGGAACCGACGAGGACGUGCUGGUGGAGAUCCUGUGUACCAGCACCAACCAGGAAAUCCUGAAUAUUAAGGAGGCGUAUGCUCAGGUCCACGAGCGCGACCUGGAAGCCGACAUCGAGGACGAUACCAGCGGGGACGUGAGGAACCUGUUGAUCUCGCUCCUUCAGGCCAGCAGGGACGAGGGUUUUGACGUGGAGGAAGAAGUGGCCGAGCAGGACGCUACGGCACUGAUCGAGGCUGGAGAAGGACGCUUCGGCACGGACGAGUCCACCUUCACCUACAUCCUCACUCACAGGAACUACCUGCAGCUUCAGGCCACCUUCAAAUACUAUGAAUCUAUGUCCGGGACCGACAUCCUCGAUGCCAUCAGCGGUGAAGCCACAGGGACGUUAAAGGACUGCUACAUAACUCUGGUUCGUUGCGCUAAAAACCCGCAGCUGUAUUUCGCCCGGCGCCUGAACGCAGCCAUGUCCGGCGCAGGGACAGACGAGGACACACUGAUCCGCAUCAUAGUGGGACGCUCCGAGGUGGACCUGGAGACCAUUAAGGACAUGUAUCUGGAGAAGUUUGACGUGACGCUGAAGGACGCGCUGAACUCGGACUGCGGGGGGGAUUUCAAGGGCCUCCUGCUGGCCAUCCUGCACUGAAGCACUGGACACUGACCUCUAACACCAGAAAGCAACCUUCUCACCAACACUGCCUAGAGGAACCACACACAGGCUGUGUUCCAGUACUGCUUUAACACGCCCUCGUCCACUUCCUCUCAUCCGACACACAAACGCUGACAGAUCAAACGCUUUUAUUUACAUUUUUUUAAAUGGUAAAUACGCUCAAAUAUAAAGUUAAAUGUUUGGAAAAAUUUCCAGUGGCACACAUCUUACCUCUGAGAAAAAUAUACAACUAAAAUUUAUACAAAUUAUUUGACUGAUUUUUAUUUACUCAGUUUUUACCUUCAGGUCAAAACAUUUCCUCAAGCACACUUUUUUUUCUAUUAUAUUAACAUUGUUAUUGUCCCAUUUUGAUACUUCAUCACAUUUGAUAUUUAGAAAAACAUUUUUUAAAAACACAAUUUUCAGCAUUUUCUACACUUUCAGGCCGAGUUCUGGGUCGGAGAUGUUGGCGAGGGCGUGUUAUAAACAGUGCUACACUUCUUCUGCUCUUCUAGUCGUCACAAACCGGCUCCUGAGUUUAAUUACAGCGUCGUUCUAACAAACUCCCGCUUUUUAAAUAAUUAAAGAAUGAAGCGUUACUGAAGAACGACUUAUUAAAGCUACGGCGUCAUUUAAUAUUUCCGCUCAAAAUCAAAUCCACAAAAUGUUCACCUCAGUGUGGAUCAUCCAGCUACAUUCACGUGUAGCUUCAUUUCUCACCAGAUGCUCAAAUCUUCUGGAAUGAAUCACUGCGGAAAAUCUAUACUUCUAUAACAAGCAGAAUAUCAUCGUUUUAGUGAAACCACAGCAUCUUCUUUUUCUGCUCCAGCGGGUAAAAAUCCAGGAGGCGGAGCCUGAUCAAAUAUAACUAUAUAUAUGAUGGUGUUUGCAGAGAGAGGGAGGGAGGGAGAGGGAGGGAGAG